AUGACAGAUAGAACUGCUCCGAGCUCGUCGCUAAAACUAGAAUGGGUAUACGGUUACAGAGGACAUCAAUGCCGCAACAAUCUUUACUACACCUCGUCGAAAGAGAUCGUGUACUUCGUGGCAGGAGUCGGUGUGGUUUAUAACACUGGGGAAAACUCUCAGCGAUUCUUUCUCGGACACAACGAUGAUAUUAUUAGGUUUGUGAUGUUUAACUUUAUAAGGGAAUACCGUGCGGUGUUCCGUUUACAGCAGUAGUGAAAGACACAUUUACUUGAGGUAUUUGCAGUCUUAGAGCAUAAUUCAUACACAUGUAUAUCGUGUGUGUAUGUUGACAUGUGUUGCCGUGUGAACCCAUUGAGUACAAGUUGCCUACAAGUCUUGUUCGAUUUUGACCGCGAUUAAUUCGUUUUAUUUCGUUUUGUUAUGGAUUCUUUGUGCUUUGAAUUUUAAACCAAGGUUUCUAUAAGCAAAAUCUCGGGAAUUUUCUAUAAUUGUUGAAAAUAUUUCCAAGCCAAACAGAUCGUGCGCUUGAUCAGUGAUGCAAAGCGAAAUAUUUAUUAAUUUCGGUUUUUAUUUCAAGGUACAAGUUGAAGCCUAAAUUGUACAACCAGCUUAUUUUUUGCUUUUAUCAUCCGUUUUUGCAUUGAAGGUCCGGGUGAUCUGUGAACAGCACCUUAUCAAUUAGUGAGGAAAUCGAAGUUGAACUUAAAUUUUAUUAUUUUCAUAUGACUCCAUACUGGGAAAUUGACUUUCGAUCACGACCAAAUCUCAGAAACUUUCCAGCGUUUUCAAGUACUGAAUUUUAUUCCUUCGACGAAUUUUUUCGUGCGUUUACGCUCUAGAAAAUGUAGCAGCGGAACUGUCACACCCUAUAUUUUUGUUUGAAUAUUUAAAGCGCGCAAUCAAUAAAAUGCUCAAUUAUUGAUUUUCUAGUAAGCAGACGAAUUUACAAUUCAAAGUGUCUAUAUGUAAAUUUUGUCAAACUCGAAGCUUCUGGCGUGCGUUUUUUGUACAUUUAGAUUGUUUGUCAUCGGAAGACUGUUUUCAAAUGGAUGGGCCAACUACCAAAAAUAUUACUUGAUUAUUUAGGAAGUGAGAGAGACAUGACUAAAGAACGACAUUGUCUAUUAAAUACUUAAGCUUGGAAAGUAGUGUGACAUUUUGAAAUUAACUUCAAAUAACAUGCUGUGUCUGAAAAGACACGUUUUGAACUGUAAUUAUAUUGCUGUUAGGUCCUGAUUUAAUAGUAGCUGAUUUUUCUACAAUAUUGCCCCCAUACAUGUAUAUAGGAAAAAACCGUAAACUUAAAAUUGAAGCAUGGAAAAAAAUUGAAAUACCUCCCUGACUUUGAAAUACAAGCUUGACUGAAGUUUGUUAUUUGUUAUCAUUUGAUAUCCAUUAGAAUGGCAGUAAAUGUGCCAAAUGUGUUUUACCCAUAUUGUUAAUAUUCAAAUUAGACCCUCUGCCAUGUGGCAACGGAAAAUUGAUGAGGACCACCUAAUUAAAAACUUUGCACAAUACUGCUUUUCACUUCGUGUUUCAGAAAUUGGGUGGAACUCCUACUACACGGGCAUCUUGGUUCAAGUGCAGACUUUUUCUUUUGCACAUAAAUAUUGAGGAAUUUUUUGUUUUUGUUGACAGUUUGGCAUUACAUCCUGAGAGACAAUUGGUAGCAACUGGACAGGUCGGCAAGGACCCAUAUGUCUGUGUUUGGGAUUCAAAAACAUGUCAGACAGUUUCCAUAUUGAAGGAUGCUCAUCAACGAGGAGUUACCUGUUUAGCGUUCAACAAUACUGGCACAGUAAGUCAACUGGUAUUUUUCUUUAACCCUUCCUUUUGUUGGUGAUCAUUUCCUUUGUUCUUAUGACCUUAAUGUGUAACCCAGGGGUGAUAUUGUAGGGAGAAAUUAGAUGCUAGUCAUUCUAAGAGAUUAAAGGGUUAGGUAAUUCUUGUUAGAGGAGGUUCACACAAGGGGGCACACUGUAGAUGCUAAAAAGGUAUCUGAAGCUCUAGCUGAUUUCUUAUAUAAGACCUAGCAAUAUGUGUGCCAUUCUGUGAUUCACAGAGGUUGGGUAACUGCAUAAGAGCUUGCUUGCACAAGUGGUGUUUUUAAGUGUAACUGGUUAUAUUUGAAAACAAAACAGACACUCAGUUCACUAUAAAAUUGCCUGUGGUAAAUACCAAUGUAAAGCUGACUGAUAAAAAUAUGAUUCAGAAUAUGGGGAGAUUUUCUUUCAUUUUGUGUUCACUAAGUGGAGCUGCUAUAAAAUUGAAAUAUUUGUAUCAUAAACACUGAAAGUGUUGGAGGCUGCUCAAUAUAUGUAUUGGGAAAGUACACUAAAUACAAAGUUUGUAUAGAAGUUCGAAGUAGGUUUUUCAAGGGUGGUCAUAAGUUGAACUCUGAUGCUUAUAAAACUGCUUGUAUGGUUAAGUUACACUGUACAGGCAAUGCUGAUAUGCAUUGGAUAGAAAAGACACAUUUCUGCAUUCUUGGCAUAUAGUGUUAUUACCUUGCACAAUUAUUAAUUUUCACAGCUCACAGUCUUGUAUAAACUAAGUAUCAAUAAUUAUACUAUGGACAAGAAGACAGAUAUGCUACAAGCUGUUGCUUAUUCCAAUGUUUGUCUUUAAUAUGCUUUAAUUGCUCAUUUGAACAGCUUCUUGUGUCAGUGGGUUUAGAAGACUACCACCUGAUAGCUGUUUGGGACUGGAGAAAGGGGAGAUCCUUGGCAUCUGUCAGAGGACACACUGAUCGAGUAAGAAGAUGUAAUCAAUUUUUACCAGUGAAAACAGUUCAGGUCUUGCACAUAUUAUGACAAAAAAACCCAUAAUUAUUGUCAAAGUUUGUCCCAAUGUCUUUGAUGAGUAGUGAAGUUUUGCUUUUGAUUAUAAAGUAGAGUUUUCAUCAGCUUAGAGUUUUCGAUAGCUUAGCCAACAUGGGUUGUGCCAGUAUACCAUGUGUAUGGAUGAAGACAAGUUAAAGUGUAAUUGUUUUAGUCAUUGUAACAUUCCAUUUAUUGUUAGUAGAAUAAGAGAGAUGGUAAGUUUUGAGCUUGGUAAAAAAAUAGAGAAAGAUCUUUUUCAUCUUGUCACAAGUGUGGGACAAAGGAAAAAAUUCCCCAUGAUGCUAUGGACAUUGCUGAUCCCACCAGUAUGUAGGACACGUGUCAUAUGAACUUGGUGAUAGACCUUGCUCACUGUUGAGUUUCUGUGGCUCAGGGGUAGAACAUCGGAGUAUGGAAUCUGAAGGUCUGAGGUUCAAUUCCUCAUGGGGACUCAGAAUUUUUUUUUGUUCCAUAUGCAUGACAAGACAAAAAACAUCUUUAUUCCAUUUGCUCUUACAAAAAUAAGUGGGGAAGAUUUAUCUACACGUAUAUUUUGGGGCACUUUAAUAGACCAAUUACUCCACUCACACUUGUUGGAUAAGAGAUGACUAUAGCCAACUUGGCAUUUUGACCCUCACUAAUAAAUAUCUAUCAUAAAUAUCUAUUUAAUGCAUGCUUUGUUAAUAUCUAUUCCCUAGGGUGGGGUACUACUUCAUCACAGGUGAUAAUUGUUAUUUUCUUGUUCUCUGGUUUGCAGAUCUUUGACAUUCAGUUUAACCCUUACCAAGAAAACUUGCUGGUGAGCUGUGGUGUGAAACAUAUCAAGUUUUGGACCUUGUGUGGAAAUGCUCUUAAUCCUAAAAAAGGUUGAAUUUUUUUAAAAUAAAAAUAACAACUGUUUUGUGGGUGGUUUUGUGCUUGUGUAGAUGUGGUGACUCUGCUCCAUGUUAACAGUGUUUAAUUGAAUAUUCUUUCAGGAGUCUUUGGUAAAGCUGGGGAGAUUCAAACAAAUCUGUGUUUAGCAUUUGGUCCUAAUGAUGUAACAUACUCUGGCACUCUGAGCGGAGAGAUCUACAAAUGGAAAGGUCACAACUUGUCUGGAACUAUUCCAAAUGCACAUAAUGUAAGCUUCUGGGUUAUGUACUUUGUGAUGGAUUAAGAUCGAUGGCAAAUUGUGAUUUUCCUCCUCUUUUUGGUUUUCUUUGAGUAUAACACCAAAAGCAAAAAAGGAUCUGGGUUCCCAAGAAUUGCACUGCAGACUUUUGGUUUUGUAAUGUGAUUCACUUCGGCUGAGCUAUAGAGAACUUCAAAGGGAGCCAAGCCAUACACUGCACAUUUUGCAUAUAACAUUUUGUUAUAAGCAGUGGUGGCAAAAGUAUGUUGUGUGUAACUCUAAGGAAACAAAGGGAAAUGCAAUAAAAGAUCAAAUGACAAUUGAGGAGAAGUCUAGCUGCAUUUGACACAGCUGAAGGUUAUUCACCAGAUAACCUUCAACUCUUUCAGGUUUCUGUUGUGUUACUAGGACUAUCACUUCAGGUCUUGGAUGGGAUGUUAAGUCAUUAGGUUAUCCCCAGUGCUUCCUCAGGUUUCACUUCCAGUUCACUUGUAUUCAUUUAAUUUCAAGCAAGAGAAACUUCCGGCCAAUUUCCAUUUUGUUUUCAUUGUAGGGAGCAAUAUUUACGAUGCAUGGAAACAAUGAUGGAUAUGCAACAGGAUCCAAAGAUGGAACUGUUAUUCUGUGGGACAACAGUUUUAAACCAAUCACAAAACUAGAGAUGAUCAACACUCCUGUUGGCUAUGAAGGUGAUGCAAUGUUAAAAAUGUUUUUCAAGAUUCCUCUGCAUGCAAUAAAGUUAAAUAUAAAUGCUUUGACCCCUAAGAGUGACUAGCUUGUAAUUUUUGCUCACAACAUCACCCUUGAAUCACACAUUAUGGUCAUCAGGAUAAAGGAUAUGAUCCCUGACUGAACAAAUUCUGCUUGUCAGCACAUUAGAUAAUGUAUCGAGAAAAGUAUGAAGAAUAUGCAUACUGAUAUUAGGUUGUACGAGGUUAAGUGGGCUGUUUGUCUAAAAAGAAUUGAAUAAGAAUUGUGAUGUAUAUUUUCAACUUUGUCAAUUAUUAACCAGUGACUAUAGAAAGUGUUAAAUGUUGCUAUAAAGAGUUAAGAGACACUGAAAGCGUCACAAACACUUCAGUGGGACUAGAAGUUGUAGAUGGAGAGGGUGUUAGUGAUAUGGUUUAUAAGAGAGAGAGGCUUAUUAAAGACAGAGGGCCUGUAAGAGAAGGAGGGUCACCAGAGGUAGAGGCUCAUUUAAAUCUCACCAAGAGCUAAAUGCAAUUUUUAAUUUGCAAAACUUAUGCAAGGAGAACGAUGAGGAUGAUUAGGUGUUACUAGAAAGGAGAUCAAAUUAAGGAAGGGGGCUUUUCUAACAGUGUGAUUAAAGGUUUUGUUUUAAAUGUUUCCAAAUGUUCAGGUUUGUCUGUGCGAAGUGCAUUCUGGAUGGGUGAAAAAAUUCUUGUUGGUACAAAUGCUGGUGAAGUAUUUGAAGUUAUUGCUACAGAAAAGGAUAAACCAAAAACCAUUGUGCAGGUAGGUAUUAAAAUAUCAGUGAGAAUGUCUUUCCUCCAUGCCUUUAAAUCAUUACAGAUUCAGACUUUGUUCUCCUAUGUUAGGGUCAUGCUGAAGGAGAACUGUGGGCUUUGGCUGUGCACCCAAAGAAGCCAAUGUUUGCUACAGGCAGUGAUGACAGAAGUGUUAGGUAUAAGUAUUGUUUACUAAGAAGGUAGUUUAGAGUUUUUUGAUAGUUAUAUCAAAGUUGAUAAUGAUCAUUUGUGUCUACUAAUAAACCACAACUGUGGUUGUUUGUGCGCAGAAGUUGUAAUGAAAAUGUGGUUCAACCUAAGUAAAGUACCCCCUUUUGAUUGAGCUCCUCUCUCUCUGACCCCAAAUUUGAAAAAGCAACUGAUUUGCUGAUUUAAGUAUAUUUUCUAAAUUGGCAGGUUAUGGAGCAUGUCAGAUAUGACUCUUCUGGCUAGAACAGAUUUGGAUCAGAAAGUGCGUUCAUUGGGUUUCAAUGCUGAUGGCAGCCAUCUGGCUGCAGGGCUUGGUGAUGGGUCAUUCAUGGUUCUAAAAGCAAGGUAUUUAUCCUGAAUUUGCAGUUUUAGUGACCAGAGUAUUAUAUUUAUACCCAGAGGAAGUCCAGGUUUUCUAGGUUUCACCAAGCGAAAGAUUCAUGAGUAAAUGAUUUUGUGACAUUCAUCUGAGGCAGAAGUUUCAGCAAAAGCUGCUUACCAGUGGUCGACCUCUAAAGGAGGGUGGAUAGCAUGGUGGUCAGGUGGUAUGGUUGGUGAACUGUGUAUUGGAAGGACUAGGCUGGAGUGCUGUUAUAGGCAAGAGACUUAGAGGGGAUGAGAAGGCUCCACCUUUAAGCCUUGGGAUUAAUACAGUAAAAUAAAUUAAUUUGAUAGAUCUAGAGUUAGUGUUACCUUAAUCAAGUUUGUUUUCAGAUAUGUUUCAUUAAGGUCAACCUCAAUUCUCUUCUUGUAGGUGUAUAGUUUGAAGAUAAGUGUGUUUUGAUGAAAACAAUUUUGUAAAAGGAAAGACAAAGUAAUCCUGUUUGAGAAUUCACUGAUUGGAUAUCUGUGGUGACAGACAUCCUGUUGGUCCUCUAGCCACAUGUUACAAAAGUCUAGUGAAGUUGACUUUUCCCAAUGAGCACACUGAUUGUCACUUUCCACUCCCAAAUCUACCCAGUAAAAGUUUAGAAAUGGAUUUGGGCAAUUUCUGAGAUGAACUUGUCACACUCCUAGUCCCCCUGCAGUAAUGUUUUGUUACAUAAUGAUGAUCAACAGUGGCAUAUUUUUUUUCUUUUUCGAAGGGAUCUUUCAGAAGUAACUCAUAUAAAAGACCGCAAAGAAGUCAUCCAUGAAUUGAAGUACUCUCCUGAUGGACAACAUCUGGCGGUGGGAUCUAAUGACAACUUUGUGGAUGUCUACUCUGUCGCGCAGCGUUACAAAAAAGUUGGAGAGUGCAAAGGCAGCUCUAGUUUUAUCACACAUUUAGACUGGUCUAUGGACAGCAAAUACUUGCAAACCAACUCUGGUGCCAGUGAGAGGUUGUUCUUCAAGAUGCCAAGUGAGUGUAUCAUGCAAGAGCCCCUAUUGUAUUGCUUUUUUGUAGCUUUUAUUGAUUGAGUUGAGAUCAACCAAGUGUGGGAGACUCGUUUGUGUAAUUGUGCUUCGAGCAAUUGAUAUUCAAACUAAGUGGUCGCUGUUGGAGACUGGUGAUGUCACUGACCCAGGGGGUUUAAAUGGUAUAAGAGCAAUAAAUUCUAACAGCACCUUAGGGUGACUUGCAAAAGAUUUUGAAUCCAUCCAUGCCGUAGUGUUGGAGGUGAGAAAAUGUGACGCUUGUGGGUCAUACAUGUUUGCAUGUAUGCAAAACUGGUUUAUGCUCUAUCCUGACAGUCUAUUUAUUUAGUAAACAGACCACAUGUAUUUUAAUGUGAUGUAGUUAGCUGUUGUCAUUUUUCAUGACUGCACAAGAUGGGGCAAGGAGGGGGGAGAGGAAAAAAGGUCAAAAGACCCGCAUCAUUAAUAUAUUAUAUUUAGUUUAUUAAUGCCACUUUAUAAACUUUGGUUUCAAAGGAAUAUAUCUAAAGGAGUGAAUAUUUGUUCAAGUCUUUUCAAUGGUAGCAGGUAAUUUAUUGCUAACAACUGAGUUGAAAACGUGAAUUGGCCACCGUAAAGGGUAAAAAAGCUGGCGUUUCGAGCGUUAGCCCUUCGUCAGAGCGAUUGACGAAGGGCUAGCGCUCGAAACGUCAGUUUAUUUACCCUUUACGGUGGCCAAUUUACGUUUUCAACUCAGUUGUUAACACUGAAUUACCUGCUAUACUCUCCUACCGACGCAGCAUCACAGUUUCUUUAGAAACUUACCCCCUAUUUUCAAUGAUAGUUUCGUUUUGGUUCUCUUUUAGAAUUAAUUUAUCAAGCGAGUCGCAGUGAGGAACAGGUCACAAAAAUGAUGUACUUCUGAUCUAAAUUGUGUUUUUGUUUUCAUUUUGUUUUCAUUUUGUUUUCUUUUUUUUAAGGUGGCAAGCGUAUCGCAAAUAAAGACGAAGUGAAGGCAAUUCACUGGGCUACAUUUACUGGUGUUCUGGGAGUGGAAGUGAAUGGAAUCUGGGAGAAAUACACAGAUACAAACGAUGUUAAUGCUUGUGAUGCCAGCUUCCAGAAUGAGGUCUUGGUUACUGGAGACGACUUUGGUCUUGUAAAGCUCUUUAGAUUUCCUUGUCUAAAAAAAGGUGAGCUUCCAAAUGAGUGUACUAAUUUUUAAAGUGUAUGGCCUUUGAGUAGGACAUGACAGGCGUUACGGCACGUGUACGAGGGUGGUGUUGGUGUCUAGGCCCCUUGAUGGCUUGCGUCAUCAUCCGGCUUGUCUCGUGGAGAGCUUGCGUGGGAUCAAAGGAUGCGUCAGGGUGAUAUUGGACUUAAAUGGUGAUUAAUGCCAUUUCGUUGUGCUUGUGGGCGUUAUUUAUUAUUGCCUCUCAUUUUAAAGUGAAGUGAUUCGAAAGAAAUAAGAAAGACCCUUAUUUUUAACGUCUUUACUUGUGGAUAUGCGUAGCAUAGGAACUAGUUAUGCGGGAAUAUGCAAAUUUCGUGGCGUUAGCACGGCCUUAGAAGUCUGGGAAGAGCAUAAUCUAAUUCUUAUUAAAUAUGGCGGAUCGAUUGGGGAGGACUCUUGUGGGGAUUGCGGCUCAAUUCUGUUUCUUGGAAGCUCUGGAUCAUUCGCUUUUAGUACAAUGGCUUUACAUUCUUACUAUUUUCUGCACUGUUUAUCCACGACUUGACUGUAGCGUAACUUUGAUAUCUGUUAUUUCAAGUAUAAAGGCGUCUAGAUUAUGAAUUUAAGUAGACUUUCUAAGUGAUAGAAUCCAACGACUUUGUAGGUGCUAAAUUUAGGAAGUAUGUUGGACAUUCUGCACACGUGACAAACGUGCGAUUUUCACAUGACAUGAUGAGAGUGAUGAGUGUUGGCGGUGGGGAUCACGCAAUCUUUCAGUGGCGUUACUUGCCUGACGGGUCACGUGACGAUGGCGAUGACGUGGAUGGAGGAGCGUAUUUAGAAUCUCACAGUGACGAGAGUGACUCGGAAGCAUCUGAUGCUGAUGAACUUGACAGUGAUAUUGAAAAUGUAAGCUGACGAUGAGUUUUGAAAUUUUUGCAAAGCAUUGCUGUCUGCUAUUUUAUAUUUUUGGUCUCAGGGAUGUUUGGUCUAGUUCAUACGAAUUUUAUAUCUGAAACGUUUGUUCAAAACUUGACAGAAACGUGCAGUAUUAUGUGGAACCGUCAGCAAUUAAAUGGAGUUGUUAGAAGUCAGACAGAAACGUCUGCAGUCAGGUUCCUUGCGAAGUCGCACAAAAUCGUUCGCAAUCGGGUGGAGACGUCCGAACUAGUACCCUAUUGUAUAUAGCCACCUGUUUAGUGGCUAUACUGUCUUGUAUCCAACUCAUUCCUCGCCAGAAGCUAAGUUCAAUUACUGCUCCAUUUCAGGAACGUCAAAUUGACUAUGGCAGAACACUGUAUCGUGAGGACUUACCAGCCUUGAAAGAAAGAUUGAAGCUCUCGAAAGAAGAACAGCAAAAGGAAGACAGUGUACCCCGACAGAGGCCUCCCAGUCAGGGCUUGAGAUUGGAGUUUGUGUUCGGGUAAGAGACGGUUUUUAAGCCUACAGUAAAGGCGUAUUUUUCUUUUGCCUUUUUACAGGUGAGUAGAAGGUAGCUCGAAGUACGUGCGAGGUACGUGUGAAGGGUGAGACACGCGCGAGUCCUCGCGUAUGCCUUCUCUCGCUUAAAAAACGCGAAAAAAGGAUACAUUUUCUGUAGACUUAAAGUAAGUUUCUUACCCAAACUUACAUAUCAUUCAAUCUUUUGUCUUACGAUGUAGAGUCAGGCUGUCAAGUGUAUUGAUCACGAUGUUUCGACUUGUUGAGAGAAGUUAUUACUCUGAAGUCGUUGUUUUGAUGUAGAAUCAAAUUCUCGUGUCAGAUGCGGAAGGAAGUGUAUCGCUCAUAGUUUGGGGAAUUGGGAAUCUUACGUGGCUAAGGGUUAGAAUUUACUACAGACAAGUCUUUAAGGAGUUCUUUCCGACUUUUUAGGCUCCUUCCAUGUAGAAAGCGUUAUCCGUUGUCAAUAUCUUUGCUUUAGGAUUGGAUAUCUCACCUUCAAUCAAGUAAUGUUCAAACUUAUCCGUUGACUUAUAGUUUUAUUCUAUUUUCUUCUCAGUUACCGAGGGUAUGACUGCCGUAAUAAUCUGUUCUACACUCAGAGCGGUGAGAUUGUGUACCACGUGGCUGCUCUUGGGAUUGUGUACAACCGUGACGAUCAUAAGCAGAGGUUUUAUAAUGCGCACACAGACGACAUCCUCUGCCUGUGUAUACACCCUGUGAGAGACGUGGUGGCGACCGGGCAGGUGCGUUCGAAAUUACUUUGAGUCCGUUCGCCACAAAUUCAAAGGAUGACAUGGUGUUGUAAUUUUUAAUGCGUGGGGGCUUGGGUCGAAAGGCCAGGGUUACGCUCUGAUUGGCUCACCGUGUUGCGAUAUCUGAGGGAAACCUCAGAGACGCUGAGCGUUUUGAGACCAUGUGGGGGUGGGUAGGGGGCUCUAAUACAAGUGCAUGCUCAAGUGAAGCCAUUUGCGAUCUUAACGUUAUCUUCAUAGGAUCAUUUAGGGUUGAGAGGGCUGAACAGAUGGCAAAUGACAAACUUGAUCCACCAAGUUUGAGGUAGCCUCUGCAGGGGCAUGGCCAAGAUUAUUCAAGGGGGGCGGGUCACAGUCCGGCACAGAAUUUCCGCGCUCCGUUCCUGAAAUGGCAUUUAUCGCUGUCUUGUGUAUUAGCGGGAGUAGAAAAAUAGGAAAAGAAAUAUGCAAUUAAGAUUCUUUGGUAGAACUUGAAAUAUAUUUUAUGUCAUUGACUUCUGAAAAAAAUGUCUCACCCUAAGCAACCUGAAUUUAAGCCUGUGCAGUGUUGACGCGACGAAACUAAGAGGUUAUUUUUUUUUUACAUAAGCGGGAUUAUUUCUUAAUCUCAGGUGGGACGCGACCCCGCUAUCCACGUAUGGGAUGCUGUGAAGAUGGAGACCUUGGCCAUUCUAAAGGGGCAACAUGAGAGAGGGGUCUGUGCUGUCGACUUUUCAGGUAAGACAUUUACGAGGAUGUUCUCUUUUCUAAUCUGAUUGAGCAUUCUGAAAACAUUUUGAAUUUAUUUUUAAGGUGACGGGAAGAAAUUAGCGAGUGUAGGACUUGAUGAUAACCACGUGAUUGUGGUAUGGGACUGGAAAAAAGGAGAAAAAUUAGCAACAACAAGGUAAAGAAAUUUAUUUCUUAAAAAAAAAAAAAAUGUGAACAGAUUCCUUUAUGGGAAAGAUGAACUCUCUAAAAUUGACCUCGCUCCCAACGUUUUGCUUCGUAGCUCAGUUGGUGAUAUCUUGGAGACUGUUUUACUACGCAGAUCUUUUUAUACAGCUCUUAUUCAUGUAUCUUUGACUUCAGGGGACACAAGGACAAAAUAUUUGUCAUCAAAUGGAAUCCCCAAAACCCAGAACUUCUUGUGACAGCUGGCAUGAAGCAUAUCAAGUUCUGGACACAGACCGGAGGCGGUUUCACUUCCAAGCGAGGAACAUUCGGCAGCGCAGGGAAAGCCGAGACUAUGAUGUGUGUCACUUAUGGAAAGAGUCCUGAUUUGGUGUACUCUGGUGGAGCCAGUGGAAAAGUGUACAUAUGGCAGGGAAAUGCUCUGCAAAACUCGGUCCAGGCCCACGAAGGACCUGUGUUUGCUAUGCAAGUGCUAGAAAAGGUAACAAUGAAGCUUUGUGAACUGAAAGUGUGGCUAUUUAUUCGUAUCCUAGCAAUUUUAGAGAAUUCACUUAUAGGUUGAUGUAAAUACUAAUUUGUUGCAGAUGGAAGUUGACUCGCGAUAGAACCUUAAGGCCUCUUAACUCUUCGACUCUUAGAAGUGAUUAACACCUAACUUCUCACUACAACAUCCAAACAUAAGCCAGAAACAGAUAAAGAGAAUACAACACUAAUUGACAGGGAAAUGUGUUGCAGCAAGAUGGGAGAAUUAAUAGUCAGAUCUUGGGAGUAAAAUGAUGAGAAAUUCGUUACAAACCCUAAUAUCCAACGUAUUUUAGUUUGCCUAACCGUUUGAUGUUGCCGGAUGCUUUUGUGUUUCUGUCUUCAGUGAUCAAUACAGCCUUUGAUUUUGUUUUAACAGGGUUUUGUGACGGGUGGAAAAGAUGGUACUGUAGGCUUAUGGGAUGACAAUUUCUCCCGCUGUUUAAAGAGUUACAAGGUCACUCGCACGAGUCUUAGUCCGGGUCCACCGGCUUCAAUUUUACUGGAAGAUGUUCCCCCUAUCCGUGCAAUAACACUUGGUCAGGGGAAAAUUUUAGUCGGCACUAAAAAUGGCGAGGUAUUUCUAAUUCAAUUUGUAAUUUUGAUCGAGCAAAUCUUGUGGCUUAAGUGAUUCUAGCGUUGACAGAUAUGUUGCUGUUUUCGUUCUCGUCCAUUGCUUUUUUUCUACGUGUGUCUUUAUUUUCUCAUAGAUUGUAAAAAUCUGGUCGCUCUCCAAAUGCUUUGAGGCAUAUGGGAAGAAAUAUGUGAAUCUUACAAAUAUUGCCUUGAAUUUCAGAUUAUGGAAAUUGAAAAGAGUGGACCCAUCACAGUUCUAAUCCAGGUGCUUAAUCAUUUUCUACUGGUUUGUGAGUUAUAUAUGGGAGCAAUCAUUAUAUAUCGCCAGAGUGGGGGGGGGGGGGGGGGGGGUCGGAGAAUUUUUGAGGAGGGAUCACAUGGUUUUCAGGGAGAAUUGAGGGGGAUCAGUCGGAGGGUGGGCUAUAGAAUAUUGACAGCUACUCGACUACCAAGGAGGGGGAGAUGAUAUGAAUGCUGCAGAGUCUUAGGGGGUUCGGUAAAUUUUAUCGUGACAGAACCAAAAUCUCCCCCCCCCUCCCCCGAUAAAGGUAAAUAAUGACCAGUCCUUAUUGAUACUAUAAACAGGUCUGGUUGAUUUAAGCGAAGUUAAAUCCAGAACUAAGAAAUGGAACGUAUUGGUGAGAAGCCAGUGGUAUCCUAAUUACUCUGGACAAUGUGCAACUUGUGAUUUAUUUUUUUCACUUUUUGACUUUCUUCUUAAAUAUAAGUUGGCUGCUUGGUUGAUCACUUUUAGGGUCAUCUGGAAGGUGAGUUGUGGGGCCUGGCCUCCCAUCCAUCCGAGGAGCUCUGUGCGACAGUCAGUGACGACAUGUCCGUGAGAGUCUGGGAUCUAGCUGCCCAUAGGUUAAAGAAUGUCCGUAAACUGACGAAGCCCGGUAGGAGUGUAACGUAUUCACCUGAUGGAAGAGUCUUGGCUGUUGGAUUUAAAGACGGUAAGAAUAUUGAUAGCGCUUACUGGUCACCAGGCUGAUGCAUCCAUCCAAGACUGUUAUUAGUAACAUGGACUGAUGCAUCGAAACCUUGAAAGGGCGCUUUUUCUUCUACGUAAAGUGGGAGAUUUUUGUACGUCGAAUUUUGUAUCAGCACAUUUAAGCGCAAUGGCAGGCUAAUAUUAGAUAAAAGUUAUUAGCUGAAAGCGCCUGUGCCCGUUAGAAAUAAAGCGUAACCUUCCUAAAUCGAACAAAAUCGUCAAAACUCAUAGCAACCUGAUCAAAAAUGGACGCACCGGUUCGAAGUCGGGCACGCCCAUCCAAAUCGGUCGGAUCCGUCUUCAACGGGACCAAAUUCGUCUAAAACCAGUCCAGAAUCGCUGCCGAACCCAGCUUAGAGAAAGUGAAGAAGGGAAAUUUUCUUUUCUCAUUCUAUCCUUUGAAUUUUUUGUCUCCCUUCUAUGAUUUUAAUAAUGGCUUGAUGUCCUUUGUUUACUUUAUUAUUUGUAUGCUCCUCAGGUAGUUUUCAAGUCGUUGACUCAACAACCUUGGAUGACAUCGUCGGGUUUCACCACAGAAAGGAAGAAAUUUCAGACAUCAAGUUUUCACCUGGUAAGACCAUUUUGUGAUGCAGAGAAAAACUGGAAACAAAAACUUCUGCAGAGUGUGCAGCAGCAAUAGAGCACGAAAAACACAGAUGAUAAAUUACCAGUGAGAUCGAAGUAUUAGGAGAUCGAGGACUAAUUUACCGGCCAUUACUUCCGUUUUACACUCUUCCCCUUAGAUAAUGUUGUGGUUUGUUCCUGUGGGGAAAAGGGAAGGAUGAUCAUUUGUUGAAGUGUGGUGAACAUUUUUCAUUUUUGUUUUUCUCAUGACAGGUCAAGGUAAAUAUUUGGCUGUAGCGUCACAUGACAACUUUGUUGACAUCUAUAAUGUGCUGAGCAGCAAACGAGUUGGUAUCUGCAAAGGGAGCUCAAGCUACGUCACUCAUGUAGACUGGGACUCGAAAGGUAUGCUCAUAUGAGGCCCAGGCUGAUUUGAUCCUUCUAUACGUGGGCCACUUGGGUCGACUGACAUUUUUUUUAACGAAUUGAAAAAAUAUCGUGAGAGGUUUAAGUCGAAGGUAGUUUUGCAAAGUCCAAAAACUGACUUAAUAUUACUCCUAUAAAUUUUCAGGGAAGCUUCUCCAAACAAACUCUGGCGCUAAAGAGCGCCUGUUCUUUGAGGCACCUCGCGGUACACGCCAAGCUAUUGUCUCCAGUGAAUCCAAGAAGAUUGAUUGGUCCACUUGGACAAGUGUUCUUGGGGAUGAUUGCUCGGGAAUAUGGCCGCCCCACUCAGAUAUCACUGAUGUGAACGCAGUCGAUUUAACAAAGGACAAGAAGAUUUUAGCCACUGGAGAUGAUUUUGGGUUUGUGAAGUUGUUUGAGUAUCCAGUGCAGGUGAGCGAAAGAGAGAGGAUUUGCUACUUCCCUGGAUGAGUUAUUUUAGGGUGUUGUAAAUCUCAUCACCUAAUCCCAGGGGCAGUUAAUAUACCAUCUCGUUUUUUAAUAUAUGUAAUUUUUUGCAAUUGUAAUAUUUUUGUUUCUUAUUGCACCUAAUUCUUACGUUUUUAUAUGAUAUAUUUUUAUUCCUUUUUUAACUUCUCAAUAUUAUUUAUUAGUGUACUUAUGUAAUAUGCAUGUAUUUAUGGCAGAAUAACCCUGCCUAGGGAGUGGUAUGUUAAUUAUCUAAAAACCUUUAUCUUUAUCAUUUGAGAUCCACUAGAAAACUCUUUAAAAAUGGUCUUGCGUCGUACUUUUAUUAUCGUAUGUAGAACUUAAAAAACCGAACCUUUUCUCAUUAUACUCUCCCUUUCUCCCUCCGCCAAUACAAUAAACACGUCAAAUUAUUUUUAAACGAAUUCCAAAUCCUACAUAUUAUUCGCUUUCCUGUGCCAGGCGUGAAUUUUCAUUUGAUCGUUGCAGUGUGGUUGUUGUAAUGGUUGUGUUAUAUUUUACUGAAACCAUUUAAAGAUUAAUAACAAUGAUCUUUGAUUUGUAGGGCAAACACGCUAAAUUUAAAAAAUAUGUUGGACAUUCUGCGCAUGUGACAAACGUCCGUUGGACAAGCGAUGACGGCCGCUUAAUCUCUGUGGGUGGAGCCGACACGUCUGUCAUGGUGUGGUCACAUGCUCGAGCUCAUGAAAGCGAGGACACGGGCGGCGAUAGCGAUGACUCGGACACAGAUUCGGAAGAGGAAGGAGGCUAUGAUAGUGACGUGGAGAAAGAGAAGAAUCUUACAUAUGAGGACAAGAUUUAUGCAAAUCCGAUACGAACCACAAAAGGUGUUAAACCACACCUCAGGGAUAGACAGGAAGACGAGGAACACAGGUACAUGAUUAUUGUUAAUCUGGGGUGGGGUGGGGCGGGGCAGGGCGAGGGUACGGGUAUUACGAGCCUAGUCAGACAUUUCUGUUAGAGAUUAUCCUGGCUUCUAUAGUAUGGAGGGGUUGGAGUAUUGCUAAUUCUCCGAGAUGGGGGGUUUUGUAACCAUUUCCUUGAAAUUUUCCCUAUGCCCAAUUUACUUGUUAAUGCUGUUGUCAGUGCAGAAGCGUUUUUGAAGGUUUUUUGGUACCGGAACUAAAUCCUAACCAUAACUCAUGUGGAAAUGAGCGCUGGAGUUUUUUACUGGGGUUCUCGUCCAAAUCAGUUUCUUAUAUAUAUAUAUAAUUAUAUAUAUAUAUAAUUUUUUUCGGUACCCAGUUUGGUUUAGUGAUGUUUUUUUGUAUGUCUUUUUUUCCUGUGUUAGACCCGCGGUAAGUCGGGGCUCCAAAGCUCCUCCAAAGGUGAGGCAGUUGGAUCGGCAGAGGGACUCGGGAAAAAAGAGAAGAACCCAGCCCAUCCAGGUAAUGGUGUAUGUAGCGGUUCACAAAGUCGCCAACUCGUUUCUCUUGUUUUAUCUACAUUUUAUGUUCAGUCACUCGCAAGGUUCUACAGGCUCAUAGCUGCUUAACCUUGUUCUGGUUUCAUUUGCAUAAACCGACCAGGAGUAUUGCUACUCCUCCAGGGUGGCAUCAUUGUACAUUUAAAGUUAAAACAACCCCCCCUUCCCCUAUUUAGGGAAAACCUCCCUCCCUGGGUGUAGAGAUGCACUUUGAGAGUUAUGAAUCCCCAAAUCGUAAGGUACAAAGAGCCAGGAUCGACCUUACGUUCCGGAGUCUAGCGCGUUUGCUACCACGAAUUUUGGUGUGCACCGCCAGUUUUUGGCGUUCGUUUUGCUUCUUUUAAUUUUAUAAAAACCCUUCACGUUUGCAGGAACUUAGUUUGGAAUUCAUUCAUGGUUACCGAGGUUUCGACACCAGAAAUAACUUACACUACCUCCCAGAGGGGGACAUUGUGUACCAUGCUGCUGGAGCAGGGAUUGUACUGAGCACGGCCAAUGGUGUACAAUCAUUUUACCUCCAACAUACUGAUGACAUCAUCUGUUUGACUGUCAAUCAACAUCCUAAGUAUAAGGUAAACCAACUUGAACAUAGAUUUGGUUUCUCCUUAAGCUAAUGCACAGUCAAAAUCAAUGAGAUUACCUUUUUUUCCCCCCGUAAUUUUUCAAGUCGUUUUUAACAAUAUGAUAAGGUACUCAGAUUUUCUUUUCUAUCUUUAAUAAGUUUCGAGAAAUUUGAAGGUCAUGUUGCUGGUAUAGUUUAACUUAAAUGAAAAGCAGUUUGCGGUUUUUUUUUACCUACCGUUACACUGAUAUGUUCAACGCAGGAAAGGGAAUCAUUAGAAGAUUUUUCAGGUAGAUUAAAUGAUAGACUUCUCCUUGAAUCGGUAAUUCUUCUGCUUGUAAUGCGAAGUAUUAACUAAUAAAUCCGUGAUCACACAGAACAUUGUAGCAACUGGCCAGAUCGGCACAGAGCCGUGUGUGCAUGUAUGGGAUGCCCUGUCCAAGGAUACAUUAUCUGUUAUUCAAGGAUUUCACACUAAGGGAGUUUGUGCGGUGAACUUCAGCUGCAACGGCAAGCUUUUGGUCACUGUAGGAAUUGAUGCUGCGCAUAGCAUUGCUGUGUGGAAAUGGGCCGAAGGUUAGUGUUACAUUUGUCACCAAAAAAAGGCAUGAUUAAUCAGUGUAGAAAAGAGAUCUACUUCACCAGUGGUCCAGUCGAGAGGUUUAGGGUAUUUUCGUGGUAAAGAACUGUAGAGUCAAGAAACGUUUCUUAAUUGGCGCGAUCGGAAGUGAUUUAUCGUCACGUGGAUGCGAAGGUGAAGCAGAUGGAAUUUAAUUUGUACUGUUUACGUCUUAGCCGUUUCCUGUACUAAUGUAUAAAUGUCCGCAUUUAUUGUACAUGUUAGAUUUUCUUCUGUUUGAUCGAUUUAAGAAACGCUUGAGUUUUGAAUUCAAUUCUUAAUUAUCCACAGCCAAAAAUCGUGAAAAAGUCAUGAUGUUUUUUUUAAACGUUUAAAUUCAGAAUUUCUCUUUCUUUGUAAUCUUACAGGAACCAAACUCGCUAGUUCACACGGUCACACAGACAGGAUCUUCGUUGCUGAGUUCAGGCCUGACUCCGAUAGUCAGUUUGUCACGUGUGGUGUUAAACACGUCAAAUUUUGGACUUUAGCCGGCGGGCAGUUAGUGGGGAAACGGGGGGUCAUAACCACCCCCCAGCAGGGGGAAGGAGAUGAUUCUCAACUACGGAUGCAGACUAUGCUGUCAGUUGCAUUUGGAGCGGUAAGAAAGUAGUGCAUUCCACACUGGUGGAGCUCAAGUUGUUCUGUUUUCUUUAGCAUGAAGCGACUAGGUGUAUGUCGAUUUCUUCUGGAUGGGACGCGAGUCAGUUAAUCGCUGGUUAACCCUUUUAUACUCUUCAGUGGAGGGAGUCCUGUUACCUUCUGGAGAACGCAACACAAUGACCCCGGCAACAAUUGCCGAUUUCAAGGCGUUAUCCAUUUUGUCACUGCAUGUAGUCUGUUCACUGAUCAAUUAUUUUCACCUAGAUCGUAGUCCAGGGUAGGGGCAAUCGCUUUAGCGCUUUUCGCUCGUUCUUGCGCUUCGCUUCGCGUUCCUCGCUUAACUACUUAAAAAAAAAACAAAACAAAAAAAAACAAAAAAAACGGCUGUUCACACUACAAUAAGAAGACUUCCUUUUUUACUCUUGUUGGAAAGUCAUUCAUAUGAAGGUGGCUAUUACCUCUCUUGGUAUGAUGCAUGUUCGAUUUUUACGUUUAUUUCUAGUAUUUUGUUGAAAUCUAUUCCUUUACACAUACAUGUGCACAUGUACUUUGAAUUUACACAGGAAAACUUGACAUUUACCGGAGCCAUGAACGGAGAUGUAUUUGUAUGGCUGGGUCAUAAGCUCGCGAGGGUGGUAAGCCGAGCGCACAACGGACCCGUGUUCGCGAUGCACACGACACUUAGGGAUGGACUCAUAGUGAGUGGUGGGAAGGAAAAAGGGUAAGAAAAGAAGAUGUCGGCUUUUGGUGCGGUAAAAAAUAAAGCAGUUAUUCCUCCUACAUUCAGAAUUAAUUGUUGUGAGCAAGGUGCAGAUAGGAAGUGGGAAACUAUCGAAAAUAUCAAAAUUCAAGGAGUUUUCAAUCCGUGGAUUCAAUGGAGACAUGUGCGUUCAAUUUUUGAGAAGUUCCUUUUAAAGGGAUUGCCAAGUGCGCUUUUGAUUGAUCUUUACUGGUAGAACUGGAAGAAACACCUCUUGCUGGUGUGAAUAAAAUACAAAAGUCUACUCGUGAGUAUGCACUUGCGAUUGAGGUGUUUCAGUACGAAAUAGUUUGAAAAUUCUCAAACUUUUUCUACCUCGUCAUUCUGUGCGUUUCGCGAAUAGUCUGCGCGGUAGGAUGAGGAUUAACUGACCCUAUUUACAAAACUUGGCCCAAAGCCUAUUCUAUUGGCUUUAAGAAUUGACCUUCUCCACAAGGAAUGGCCAUGUUAGAAAGGGCCUGAUAGUAUCACGUUCUUUUGCCUCUCCACAGGAACACCAAGGAAGGCGUUGGUAUCAAACUGUGGGAUCAAGAGAUGAAGCGGUGCCGCACGCUAUCCCUGGGUCCAGGUCCCUGUGUUGUGCGGUCAGUCUGCAGAGGCAAGGUUAGCUAAGCGGUUUAUUGUUCGCCGGAAGACAUCACUUAAAACCGUCGCUCCCCCGCCCCAACCCUUUAAGUACUCUAAUGCAUCUUGAGUUUGAGAUGUGUUUAAGUAAUUGAAAAUUGUAAGAGAUAUGUCGAAUUAUGUGUGCGGAAGCAAAUUAGACAUCCACAAUCUUUACCACUCCUCUUGUUUUGCUGCAUUUAUGUUUGUAACAACUGUAACAACUUCUGAAAAGUGUUGUAAACUGAGAGAUGAACAAAGAUUGUUCCUUUUUAGGGUAAAAUCCUGGUAGGCACAAAAGGCAGUGAAAUAAUUGAAAUCACAGAGAAAGCAGCUACCUCACAGGUCAGGGUUAUCUCGAGUGUUUUCGUACUCUCGAGCAUUGCAUUAUCUUCAUGUAAUCUUUUUUUCAUUGCAAAUUUCAUGCAGUACAUAACUCUCUAAACUUUAUCUUUUCCUAGACUCUAGUCCGUGGUCAUGGUGAGGGGGAGAUCUGGGGACUAGCCUGCCAUCCGGAGAGAGAAGUAUUUGUGACAGCAAGUGAUGAUCAGACAGUGAGACUUUGGGACGUGGCCAGUAAGGUAUUGCCCUUUGAUUGGUUGACUAAUUUCUCAUUGAGUUUGAUGGUUAGAAUAUGUCAAAGGUGUCUGAAGUAAUCCGGGAUUGCCUUUGGUUUUACUUAACCUUUUAACUCCCAUGAGUGACCAAGACAGAAUUUCUCCUUACAAUAUCAAUACAAUAUCAACCAGAUGAAUGGUGAGAAUAAAGAAAAAUAUCAAUUUGGGGAUAAUUAGUUGAUCCAAUACUAAAUUCUCUGAACUAACAUUAUGAGAACUGCAUGGUUGACAGUAAGGAGAAUGACAAAUUUGAACUGGGAGUUUAAGGGUUAACUUAGCUCUGUGAUUCUUAGAGGAAACGUGUACUACCUUCGCUCAGAGAACUGUAUGUGUUCAGCUUUGACCAUUUAUCAGAGAAGCUAGAAAACUGAGAACAAAAAUAUUUUUCGUGAACUUUUACACAAGACAAAAUAUCUGCAGACAUUCGUGGAGAUUUGUGUUAACAAAAAACUCUACAGUAUGUUGUCAGCAAAGUAAAAUGAAAAACAACUAUUGCAUUUCAUAGACUAUGGUAAAGAUGGCUUCACUGGGUUUCGCCGCUCGUUCGGCGGCCUUCUCUCCUGACGGGGAGUUACUUGCUGUUGGUCUGAAAAAUGGCGCCUUUGCUCUAUUGAAAACCGCUGAGCUAAAGGUUGUGGCGCAGAAGCGUGAUCGUCACCAAGCUAUUCAAGAUAUCAGGUAAACAAAUUAAUAAACAUGGUUAGUUUGAAAAAAGUCGCUAAGAUGUCCCACAUGAGUACGGAACGGGACGGGACAGGAUGGGACCUCAGGCCAGGUGGAAUGGGAUUUUUUUUCUCGUUCACAACGGUCAAUCAGACCGUGCGUUGACGAUACAAUAAGUCAAUCAGAUCUCUUAGAAAUUAAACGUAGCUGGCAACAGUUAUUUUCUUUGAGUUCGGAUUGGCUGGUUGUGUAGUUCAUGUUCUGUUUGAUUGACUGUUGAAGAGGGACCAUGCCAUGCCGCACCAGCCACGGGUUCCUACCCUUGCGUGCUACAGGUAUGCAUAAUAUUAAUUAUCACUUGUUUGAAACCCGUCUCAUCAACCUGUGUUUUAAAAUUCCAAUGCAACUUGGGAACAGCGGAUAAGAAAAGCCACCUCGUGGAAUCAGUCCACCGCUAAACUCCCAUUAUUUCCUUUCCUUGGAUAUCCAGUAUGAUGGUGUCUGUUGGCUUCUCACAGGGAUGUCACGGCUAACUUCCGGUCUUCUUUGCCGUUCCCGUGGACCUUCUCACUGUCAUGUGCCGUUGUAGGUUUUGUUCUCAUCAUUAGUCUCGUGAGGUUGUUUUCACCUCUCCCAAAUGAUUGAUGGUGUUAUUAACCCUGAUAGAUUUAGUCCAGAUGGUAAAUACCUGGCAGUUGGAUCAGAUGACAGCUGUGUUGACUUCUAUGAGCUUCGCGAAGGACGACCUCUUUCACGUGCUGGUUACUGUAAGGGAAUCCCUUCUUUCGUCACUCAGAUGGACUUCUCUGCUGAUGGCAGGUUCAUUCAGGUGAUAUAUUAAACUAUUUACUAUUAAUACCACACUUUGCUGAUAUAUUGCACCGUCGACAUGGCGAUUACAUCCAAAAUGACGAAAUAAGUCUGAUCUGCUGUUUCUAGGUUUUGAAUUCACUUUUUGGCUCGAAUUUUACAAUCAGGCAGACAUUGUUUGACGAAUGAUUGUCGCGCUAAGUUAAAUCCUUUUUCCAAAAUUGAAAAUUAUUUUGUCUGGUGCAUAUGUAGUAAGAGCGUACCAAUGGUAAGUGUUAUUUCUGGAUUAAACCGAAAACGUCCGGAGAACAAUAGGCAUUCUACGCAAUGGUUUAAAAUCUGACACGUUAGCAGUUUCCUGUAGCGCAGUGUUAGAACAUGUCAUGAUGGAAGAGGGACAUGCAUUUAGCUCACGUAUACCAGUAUUUACUUUUCAUGUUUUGUUUGUUUAUUGGGUAAGGUUUCCACGGGCGCUUAUGAGCGUUUAGUGUUCACUGUCCCAAGUGGAAAUCCCUUAAAGGACAGAAAGGAAAUCAACAGAAUUACUUGGGCCUCAUGGACGAGGUAAGUAAUUCCAGCGGUAAACUUCGCACAGUUACUUAAUCACUUUAGAAGGAUUUUUUCCUUAUUCUUAUCUGUGGACGUUUCAGUGUUCUUGGUAAUGAGGUCAUUGGUGUUUGGCCUCGUAACGCUGACAAAGCAGACGUCAACUGCGCCAAUCUCUCAUCCAGCGGUCUCUCGCUUGCCACCGGUGAUGACUUUGGUUUUGUGAAACUGUUUGAGUUCCCUGCCUCAGAGAAAUUUGUAAGUUUUUUUUUGUCAUUGUGAUCUACGUGAAGUGUACUGAAACGUACGCUGCUAUUAUUUUCUCGUUUGAUCACAGGAAUAGGGCUUUACAUACAAAACUAACGAUCUUGUAGGUGCGAACGUUACUCGCAGGUUUUUUUUUUUGAGAACAGAUGAAGUACUUUUUAAGUCCACCCAUUCAAUGCCUGAAAACUUGCGCCCAAUAUGAGUCUUGUGUCCCCAAUAUUAAGCAAAUUUGUGUACAUUAUGUUUUUGAAAGAGAAUGCAUUACAAUGUUUAUAAAGCUAGGCUGUUAAACAUUCGGGUAUGUUUGUUUUAAGGCUCCCUUCAAGCGGUAUGUGGGCCAUUCCGCUCACGUGACUAAUGUGCGAUUUACAUGUGAUGACCGAUACCUGAUAAGUGCAGGGGGAGAUGAUUGCAGGUAAGUCGGAGAUGAAGAUAUUUGUACUUGAUAAUUUUGUACCGAAUCAACCAAAAUGCCUCAUCCGUCUGCGCUCAUUUCGUGAGAAAAAUAGGGAUUGUUGUGAAGGAUCGAUGAAGUAAGAACGAUUUUGACAUCUGCUACAAGCAUGGAACGAAAAAGAUUCUGAUCCUCUUUGUAAGAUUCCGCCAACCUCUGCUAGUCCCGAUUUUUUUGUCGCACGUUACAGCAACUGAGCUCCAGAUGACUUGUUACCUGAGCCCAGUUCAGAUGGAUAAAUCGCUAUCCAGCGGAAAGGAGUAACCAAAACGUAUUGCUAUCCACUGUGUAGAGAUCUAUCUAGUGGGUGGCUACACUUCCGACAACCGUGGCCAGAUGAAUAAUUUAAUUGACAACCGUCCAGGAUGCCACAGGGAUGAGCGAUUUUGAAAGUGUUCUGCAAGACGAUAGAUUAAGAAAGAUUGCGGAAUAAAUUUUGCUUCAUUUGAUAGUAUUGUGGGUGGAAACGUUGGAAAAACUUCACAUAGAUAACUGAUAACCUCAGAAUGUACAUGAUCGUUGGCACUUUACUUUCAAUGACAUUUGUUUUUUCUCCUUUUUAGUGUCUUUGUUUGGAAAUGUAUGUAACCGCGUUCCCAGCAAAGGUGGCGGUCUCGUAAAACUCGAUAAAACUCAGUCAGUUGAAAGAGCGGAAGACAACAACUAUAAGAAGAUUCAUCUCCGAAAGUGAAGUAAUUGGCUCGUUGAAAUUGAGGGGUAUUUUGCGCUGUUCAACCUCAAACUCUGGUUAAGUUGACGGUGUACGUCGGAGACGAAAUAUUUGUUUAGCCCCAGCUUUUAAUCAGAGAUAUGUGGCCCGAUGAUGUCACGACUUUCGAAGAACUCUGCAGUGCUCGUUUUCAGAUGAGCAUAGACUAAAGUUCGAAAACGAUUUAAGAUUUAUUCCUGCAAUUGCGCACGAACUUUUCCCUGAUGUGGGAAUGAUAUUAGAAGCAAAAGAUCAGAAUUGCUCUGAGAUUUCUAACCGUCAUGAAAUUGGGUUAAGUUCUUUUAGUGAAAACAAAGAGGGAAAAUCUGGAGUGUUUUGGAUCAGAACAUUGAGGGGCAGCCGAUGAUAUCGGAGAAUAUGCCCGGGGCUUUCCACGAUGCUAAUGGAGACGAGUUAUGUCAAGUUCUCUGCACCAUUUCGAUUGUUGUUGUUGUUUUUU
Molecule: messenger RNA, 23841 nt
Organism: Pocillopora meandrina
Lineage: Eukaryota; Metazoa; Cnidaria; Anthozoa; Scleractinia; Pocilloporidae
Source: the annotation of a GenBank genome assembly